AUGCUUUUCGUUACAUUCGGACUCGUCAAUACCGCAUUCAACAUCUUCACGGAUGUUUUCUUCGCCACAAUCCCCAUUCCAAUUAUCUGGACUCUACAGAUGCGACGCAAGGUUCGAAUUUAUCUGAUAGGUAUUCUUAGCCUGGGCUAUCUAGCCGUGGUCUUCGGUGUACUGAAUGCAAUUUACCAAAUUGCUUUCACUACAAUAACGGAUCGGUAUUUGAACGACUGGAUUCUAUUCUGGGCAACGCUACAAUUCACAACCGGUAUCAUAGCCGCUUGCAUUCCCUCUCUCAAACCUCUGGUUAGCAGUGUUCUCAAGCUAUCGGAGUAUUCCAACUCCCGAUCUCAAGGUCUCCACGGCAGUCACUAUCGAUCGCAACGUGCUGCGACUGGAACUAGAGGAAGCAGCCACACAAUGGGGGGAGGCGGAGGCAAUCAUAUGUGGUCUAUUCAUCGGGGUGACCAGUAUGCGCUCCAGGAGCUAGGGAGCCGGGGUUCUGGUGACGCCUCCAAUUCCGAUGAGGUUCGCCUGACUCAGAACGGAGACUAUAACGUCACAGCAGCAUACACCCAAAACUUCUCUGCCUCGGAUGAGACCCCUCCAGGCCAUCCCAGCUUGGACCUCGGGAACUUGAACUCGAUCUUCGAUCAGUACUACUGGUAUUACGAGUAG
Penicillium waksmanii is the source of this 675-nucleotide messenger RNA. RefSeq lists its product as uncharacterized. Lineage: Eukaryota; Fungi; Ascomycota; Eurotiomycetes; Eurotiales; Aspergillaceae. Bases 1 to 675 code for a protein of 224 amino acids. The record is from RefSeq and is a predicted model, not a curated record. The transcript is spliced from 7 exons.